Entrophospora candida is the source of this 919-nucleotide messenger RNA. The record is from the annotation of a GenBank genome assembly. Lineage: Eukaryota; Fungi; Glomeromycota; Glomeromycetes; Entrophosporales; Entrophosporaceae.
GUGAAGUAUUUUGGGACCCGACGUUUCCCAUCCCACCCGGAUAUGCACCAGUAAUCCCCCCUGCAAUUACAGUCAACAAUUUUACUAUUGACUUGUACUGGAUACAACAAACAGCUUUAAAAUCUAAAAUAUCAUUAUUUAUCAAUAAUAACAAUUCAUCACUAAUUUCACAACAUUCUUGUUCAAAGAAGUCAUUUAACUAUAAAAAAUCACCAUGUAAAUCACCAUUGAAAUUAAAUUAUGUUCAUAAAAUUUAUAAUUCUACACCGCCAUCAAAUAAUUCAUCAUUACUUGUUAAAGAAAAACCAAUAUCUAAAAAAUUUAAUGAAAUAAUUAACAUUAUAAAAGUUAGUGAUAUGUUAAAUGAUUUUACAGGAUAUUCUGUUGUAGAAGACUUAAAGAAAAAGGUUAUUCAGCAAGAGAAUAAAUUGGCAGAAGCACGAAAACAACUUGAAGAUGCAAAACUUUCAUAUGAGAAUGCCAUAUCUAUAAGAUCAAAUACACAACGUGAAGUUAGUGAAUUAUUACAACAUAAACAUUUAUGGACAAAUGAUGAUGUGAUCAGAUUUACAGAAUUGUAUCGUAAUGAACAUUUAAAUGAACAAAAAGAGAUGGCAGCCAAAGAUGAAUUUCAUAAAUGUGAAAAAAUGGUCGAGACAGGUUACACCAAAUUGACUAGGAUGAUGAUGAUGAGGUAUCAUGAAGAACAAGUUUGGAGUGACAAGAUUCGUAGUGCAUCUACAUAUGGUACAAUUUCCUUGAUAUUGCUUAAUUUUAUAUUGUUUAUUUGUGUACAAACUGUUUUUGAACCAAGAAAAAGACAAAAAUUGGCUGAUAAAUUUGAAGAAUUACUUAUUAUAAGAUCAAAUGAAGAAGAGGGUAGACUUAAAAAUGAUAUUUUUCAAUUACUUAAAGAACA